This is a messenger RNA of Fibroporia radiculosa, 1140 nucleotides long. RefSeq lists its product as uncharacterized. The record is from RefSeq and is a predicted model, not a curated record. Lineage: Eukaryota; Fungi; Basidiomycota; Agaricomycetes; Polyporales; Fibroporiaceae. The transcript is spliced from 3 exons. Bases 1 to 1140 code for a protein of 379 amino acids.
AUGACAUCAUCUCUGCAAGAUCUUGACACGCUCAAGCGACAUGCCACCAGAGUAACGUCAGUGAUUGAAAUCCCAAUGCCUGGAAGAGAUAGAGAGCCGUUUAAAGUUGACCAAGUCGAAUACCGGUUCAAUCCCGAAUCAUUGGCAAUGGACAUCAUGAAGAAAUACAGGAUCAGCAGUAGUUCACUAUUAGAUGAGAUAUUCUCCUCAGCAGAGGAGGUGAAAGAGCUACUUUCAUCAAAAUCACCGCCCAUCUUUCAGGAACUAUUCUUACUGGAUCUUCCACCUGAGAUAAUCCACCGCAUAAUGGAGGUCGGAGAAGUUGAAGUUGCGCGUUUUCUUGGGGCCACUUGUCAAGCUUUGUAUGAUAUAUCACAGCCACACAAAUACAAGGAGCUAUUACAGGAUUUCAUGUUUCUCCUCUCCCGCACAGACAUUAUACGACGCAUUAGGAACCUCUCGCUGGUUAUUCAAUGGAGUUCCAGCAAGUUGGCCAUGGCAGGUCUUAACGCCGACAACCAUGAUGACGCUCAUGUCACAUUCUUCGCGCCCAUCUGGAAAAGUUUUGAGUCCGUUCUAGCACAUGCCUCAGACAUUGUUGACUUGCACCUCUCCACGACUGUCUCUCGCCAGAUGCUGUUGGCCAUGGCAGCGAUGACAGAUCUUUGUACACUGAAGUUUGUGGAUUGUCACUUGUCGACACGAUCCCAGACUCGUUUGCCUCGACUGGCUUCCGUGAUCAAUGCUUCGUUCAUGUUCACUUCCGACGACGACGACGAUGCAGACAUUAUUCUACUCCUAGUCGCUUUGCUGCCCAAUCUUCGCAUUUUAUAUGUGAACGGAACGUCCAGGAAGCCUUUCCGAAUGCAUCACAUUGGUUCCGAAACACGAGACAAAUCCCCUCGACGAAUUGAACGUAUUCACCUAGCACAUAUCGCGCAUGACCAACUACCUGUGCUGGGUCUCUGGAUUCGCCGAAUUGCCGAGGUUAACGGUGGACGAUCUUGCCUCACACAUUUCAAGUCACAGGUAGCUUCCGGAUUAGACAGGGAUGAAUUGUUCGAUUUGGUAUCCGCCCUCCGGAGUUCCCCCAUGGUCGCGCUGAUUCUUGACGGCUUGGCCUAUGUAGGACAGGAUUGA